Molecule: messenger RNA, 387 nt
Organism: Mycosarcoma maydis (corn smut)
Lineage: Eukaryota; Fungi; Basidiomycota; Ustilaginomycetes; Ustilaginales
Exons: 2
Coding region: 1-387 (128 amino acids)
Source: RefSeq, a predicted model, not a curated record
AUGGAACAACGAUCCAAGAAAGGCGGCAACGCAGCAAGCCAAAAUGGUCCAACGGGCCAAGGGCAACGCACCGCUGCCGCACCCGCACUCGCACCAAAUUUCACAAUGGCAAGAAAGGGGGCCUCGUCGUCAGUAAAGGCGCGUGCGUUUGAUGACUAUCUUGGAGUACGACGAUGGACUCUUGCGGAGCCUGCGGAGCACUCACGACUCUUGCGCAACAGAGAUCUGGAAAUGGCAAACGACGCCGAACGGGUCAAGAUCACGAGUCCAGAAUUCAACACUCGUCACUGUGACAGCGUGCGGGCGCUAUCGUUCCCAUGUGCAUGCGUGAAGGCUGGUUAUAUUGAUUCUGAUUCGGAUUUGUUUAUAAUAUUUUUGGCGAGUUGA